UUUUCUUUUCAUUUUAUGUUAUCCCAAUUUACAAAACAACUCUCACCCUCUCACCUCAAACCCCAAACCCUUUAUUCGCUCCUCGCGGCGCUGCCUCCCAGGCUCCACGGCGGCCGGCGUUGGUUGGCUCGGCUCGGCGUCUCCAAAUCGCUACACACUCCUCGCUCUCUGUCCUACUCGCCUCUCAUUCUAUCAAUCUUUGGAUAUGGGGAUAGGGAGAGAGCAGAGUAGCACAUCCGAAGCCGAAAGAGAGGAAAAAAGAAUUGUGAUGCUGGCACUGAGCGAUGAAUGCUUGCCUUCGGAAAGACUACAAGGUGGUACUCAAUUAUAUCACACUCGUGCAGAAUUUCACUCUGUGGAUCUGAAGCACAAUAUAUUAACUCGUUCUUGCUUUCCUUCAAUUAUCAUGGCUAAGUUCUUCUCAUCUGCCAUGGUGUCAUCUUUGAAUAAAUUUAUCUACUUAGUGGGAGUGGGAGGAGCGCGAUUAUCUGUCGUCCAAUCAUCUAAUGAGUCUUCCUCUUCCAACCACACAUUCUACUCCGGCGGUUCAUGUCUUGACAUGUCUGAUGAGGCUCCAGUGUGGUGUCCAGCUCCUGUCUUCGUUGAGGAUCACACUUCUCCCAACUAUGUUAGCUUUCUUGGCAAUAUUUACAACUUUGGAUCUGUUUGCCUUGCGCCCCAGGUUCUUGAAUGUGGUGCCCUUGGCCACUGUAAGUCAAUUCGCUCUCUCCCUAUCCCUCAAAGCCUUGCUGGUUGUAGUGUGUCUGUUCCUGUACUUCCCGACCCUUCCAACAAACGCAUUCUUAUGCGCCUCUAUGGUGGUCCCCUUUCGUCGCCUUCCCUCUAUGCUUUCACUCCCGAUCCUGAUGCUGAUGCUGAUGCUAUUGGGACAUGGGAAUGUCUCACCUCUGAUCUCCAUCUUUGGGCUCAUGCUGCUGCUGUUGUUAAUGGGGUCAUAUAUUUUCACUGCCAUAAAGUUCCAUCUCUUCUUUGUGCUUUUCAUAUAACCAAGAAAAUAUGGUUGAAAGUCUGGUGGGAUUCGUGCUUUAAGGACAGUGUUAAUAUGAAUGUCGAAACAAUUAAAUUCGAUGCAAUGCUUCAUUUGGGCCACAAUAUUUUGUGCUUUGCUUGUUGGACACCAAUAUAUUCCCGGACUGCUGUUUUUACCCUCGAAGUCAUAUUUUACAAGUUCCAAGUGUUGGUCACCGGUGAAACUGUAACCGUCAAGGUCUGUGACUCCUACUCAUAUGAACUUCCGGGAAGUACCAAUGUGUUUCAUUUCCUCCCCAUUUAGCAGGGUAGCUACUGCUGAGGAAGAGUAUGGCAAUAGUGUUGGUCCCGAGGAUGAUUACUUGCUCCUAUUGCUUGCACAUCGUCAGCCAAUUUCGGAUUCCGGAUGUUUUGCCUUUUAGUAUUGUGAUGACUGUUUUGUAGUGUCGUAUUUGGUUUACCAGUUUGUGGAAAUGCUUUAAUUAGCUCUUUUCUGUGAACUGAAUACAAGGAUGCUUGUUUCUGAUUAAAAACCCUGAUUCCAAUGAACAACAAUUUUCUAGUUUAUUCAAAAUAACAUGUCCUUUGGUUACUUGGGUUUCCCAAUUUGCUAUUUCA
This is a messenger RNA of Chenopodium quinoa (quinoa), 1608 nucleotides long. RefSeq lists its product as uncharacterized. The record is from RefSeq and is a predicted model, not a curated record. Lineage: Eukaryota; Viridiplantae; Streptophyta; Magnoliopsida; Caryophyllales; Amaranthaceae. The transcript is spliced from 3 exons. The coding region runs from base 206 to 1294 and encodes 362 amino acids.